Molecule: messenger RNA, 1762 nt
Organism: Malus domestica (apple)
Lineage: Eukaryota; Viridiplantae; Streptophyta; Magnoliopsida; Rosales; Rosaceae
Source: RefSeq, a predicted model, not a curated record
UGAAACUAAAAAUUUAAGAAUCGUGUGAAAGUGUUUUUAAAAUAACUGAAAACUUUUUUGAUGAAAAAAUAUUUUGAAAAUCAAUUGUUAGUAAAAAUGCAAAAACAUUCUCUAAAAGGGUUUUUAGUUAAUUAUUUUAAAUUGACGCUGUUAGAUUUGGGGUUUUGUAGAGUUUUUAAGGUGCAGCGGCCUUAGCCUCUCGAGAAACGAUGAGCCAUACAGGGUUGGAUUUCUUCAUCAUCGAAUUCAAUUCUACCGUGGCGUGGCGGUGGCUAUUGUGGUUGUGGCAGUGUAAAGAGGCCUAAACCCUGUUAAAACAUCGUGUGUUUUGCCAGUUUUAUGAGAAAGAAGCGUUUGGAUGGGAAGACGUGAUAAGGCGAAGAGGUUUGAGGAUACCCAUGGAGGCAACUGUGCUGCAGAAGGAAGCGGUAGAGACGGAAUUAGAAGGAGCUCAUGAAAAAUUGGAGAUGAUUAGCACACAAAAUUCACACUCUCAAGAAUCUUUGCAACUUCCACUGAAGAACACAACAAUCAUGUGCUCAUGCACGCUACGAUCAAUGCUCAAUCAACGGCCCAACUGUCCUGGACUCGAAAACCUUGACAUUCUUCACCAUGAGCUCAUCAGCCCAACCCCCGGCGGUGGAAAAUAUCCAACCCUACCCUCGAAAAUUCGACGGUUUCAUUAUGCCUAACAUCAAGAACUUCACGCUCACAUCGGGUCCAGGAGGCCCGCCGUGUGAGGUUCAACACGACGUUCCGGCACUGGUAUUCAGCGCCGGCGGGCUCAUUCGAAGACGCAACUUCUACCAUAUUUUCGAUGACGGGCUCAUCCCACUCUUCAUCACCGUCAACACGAUCUUCCGCCCCGAUCAGGACUUCGUGAUCGUGGCUUCCUUGGCCACCACGUGGUGGUCUCGCAAGUUCCCAGAGUUAAUGCGAAUGUUCACCAGGCACCCUAUCAUCAUCCCUAAAAGUUUUACACCCACCCACUGUUUUCCUUCUGCCACCAUAAGCCUCAUCUCCCAUGAUUUCAUGACCAUAAACCAAACACUACUAUCCACUCCAAAAACGUUCAUGGAUUUUCGUCUGCUCAUACACCAAGCCUAUACCGAAACGUCCCGCCGCAAAAUCUUCGCAUCCGACCCCACUGACCCUCAACCGAUACUCGUGUGGGCCAACCGCAAGGGGGCUCGUGGACGCAUGGUCGCGAACCUGGACCAGGUGGUGGAGCUGAUGAAGAAGGUGGGAUUUGAUGUGAAAGUGUUUGAGCCCAACACACCACCCCAUUGAAUGAAUCUUAAUUAUGCAUUGUUGAAUGCAAGCCAUGCAAUGAUUGGAGUGCAUGGGGCUGCACUCACUCACCAAUUUUUUCUCCGGCCGGGAUCUGUGUUUGUGCAGGUGGUUCCGAUAGGGUUACACUGGGCGGCGGAUGCAUUUUACGGGAAGGUGGCAAAGGAUUUAAAUUUGGAGUAUAUUGAGUAUAGGAUUGGAGUGGACGAGAGUUGUUUGGUGGACAAGUAUGGCAACGAGGGUUUGUUGUUAAAGGACCCAUAUGCCCUUCUGAAUAAAGAUAAAAAUGGGUGCCCAGUGGCCACCGACAUUAGGGACAUUUACUUGUGCCAACAAGAUGUCAAACUUGAUUUGACCAGGUUCGAGAGUUGUUUGAUGGAGGUUUAUCAUAAAGCGAGGAGAUUUAUGAAGUUGAACGAUUAGUUACGUAAUAUUGGAUUUGGAUGAAUGAAAUAAAUUAAAAUUCAGCUGA